Messenger RNA from Symbiodinium sp. CCMP2456, 221 nucleotides. Lineage: Eukaryota; Dinophyceae; Suessiales; Symbiodiniaceae. The record is from the annotation of a GenBank genome assembly.
GCGAAGGAUGAUGACGCGCCGGUCCUGCCGGAGGGCUGCUUCAAGGGUCUGGAGCCUAUCCACAACCGGGCUGCUGCUGAUCAGAAAAAAGCAGUAGAGGACAAGCCCGAGGAUGAUAAGUUCAAGCGGGCUAGAUUGCCUCCCCUUGCAAUCACUUCAUCCCUGCAGACGGAAGAAGCGCUGAAGAAGCUGAAUGAAUCGGUGUUGCAGAAGGUCAAGAA